CGAGGCUGCGUCGCGUCAACUGCAGGGGGCAGCAGAGAGCAGCUGAACACUGAGAUGCUGCUAUAGGUGGACGAAGAAGAGACGUCAACAGGAAGAAGGAAGAGCGCUGCUGCACUAAGGCGUCCAGCAUGGCAGGGAGACGGGCUCUGAAGGCCGUGCUCAUAGACCUCAGUGGAACUCUACACAUAGAGGACACUGCGGUGCCCGGGGCGCAGGACGCCCUCAACAGGUUACGGCAGGCAUCUGUCGCCGUGAAGUUUGUGACCAACACGACAAAGGAAUGUAAGAGGAUCUUACUGGAGCGACUGCAACAACUCAACUUUGAUAUCCAGGAAAAAGAAAUCUUCACGUCUCUGAGUGCAGCGAGGAGUCUGUUGGAGCAGAAACAGCACAGGCCGCUGCUGCUGGUGGAGGACAGCGCUCUGGAAGACUUCACUGGCAUCGACACUUCAGAGCCAGACGCGGUCGUCAUCGGACUCGCUCCGGAUCACUUCAACUACCAAACUCUCAACAGGGCUUUCAGAAUGAUUUUGGAUGGAGCUCCUCUUAUUGCCAUUCAUAAGGCUCGUUACUACAAACGCAAAGACGGUUUGGCUCUUGGCCCCGGACCCUUUGUGACGGGCUUGGAGUACGCCGCAGACUGUAAAGCUACAGUGGUGGGAAAGCCUGAAAAGGCGUUUUUCACACAGGCCUUGUCUGAUUUAGGAUGUAGCCCCAGUGAAGCUGUCAUGAUCGGAGAUGACGCCAGAGACGAUGUAGGGGGGGCUCAGAAUGCAGGAAUGUUGGGUAUUCUCGUCAGAACAGGAAAAUACAGAGACGGCGAUGAAAAGAAAACGGACCCCCCUCCUUACCUGACAUGCAACAGCUUCCCCGACGCCGUUGAACACAUCCUGCAGAAUCUGCUAUAAGCUACAAUCGUCUCCUACACUCCCGUUUCAUUUGCACAAAUCAUCAAUCGCAGCUUUUCCCUCCCCACAAAAAGUUGCUGCAGGAACAUUUUGGAAAAUGAUAUUAAAGCUAACACAUGCUGAUUGAUUUAAAAAAAACAACAACAUUUGUAACCUCAGAAAAGAAAUGUUUAGUUGGAACAUUUUGCUCUGUCUAACUGUUUAAAAUAAAUACUGUAAAUGUAAGCGUACUACAUGUAGAGGUCUUAUAAAGCAAUGGUGGCUCUAAAGAAUGA
Molecule: messenger RNA, 1183 nt
Organism: Fundulus heteroclitus (mummichog)
Lineage: Eukaryota; Metazoa; Chordata; Actinopteri; Cyprinodontiformes; Fundulidae
Gene: hdhd2
Product: haloacid dehalogenase-like hydrolase domain containing 2
Exons: 9
Coding region: 129-908 (259 amino acids)
Biological process (GO): dephosphorylation
Molecular function (GO): phosphatase activity
Source: RefSeq, a predicted model, not a curated record